AUUCAGCCUUGCUCCAUGGAGGAGCAGGAAGACAACUUUGUGCUUUCCCUCAGAGCCAACACCAGCAAUUGCAGCCUUGAGACUAACCAAACAUGGGCCCCAACAUGCUGGUCAGAAGCAAACAGAGGUGGCCCAGAGGUGGUGAUUGUACCGGUACUAUUUGUGUUGAUUUUCCUCCUAGGAACGGUGGGAAACACAUUGGUACUGGUUGUUUUGGGAUGUCUCCGGCCCCGGGGACGCCUAUCACUCAGUGCUACCAACAUCUUCAUCCUGAACUUGAGCAUUGCAGACUUCUCCUUUCUGCUCUUCUGCGUCCCUUUCCAAGCCACCAUCUACUCCCUGCCAGAGUGGACCUUCGGUGCCUUCUUUUGCAAGUGGGUUCACUACUUGACCAUGGCAACAAUGUUGGUCAGCAUCUUUACUCUGGUGGCUAUGUCUGUGGACAGAUAUAUUGCUGUGGUUCACCCUGCCAAGCGUUCACCCUGUUUCCGCAGCAAGCGCAACGCUGCCCUCGGCGUGGGUGUCAUUUGGCUGCUGUCUCUACUCAUUGCCAUCCCUGUAGCUCAGCAACAGGCCCUCAUGAGUGGUUAUCAGCAAGCACCCAACAGCUCCUUCUGCUGGGAGCACUGGGUAGAUGUUUCAACAGCCAAGCAGAUGUACAAGAUUAUCAUCCUGCUGGUGGGAUACCACCUGCCCCUGGUGCUCAUCACCUGCUGCUAUGCCAAGGUUUUAUAUCAUCUCCAUACGAAAGUAAAGAACAUUUCCAAGAAGUCAGAGAGAUCAAAGAAGAAG
Molecule: messenger RNA, 792 nt
Organism: Antrostomus carolinensis (chuck-will's-widow)
Lineage: Eukaryota; Metazoa; Chordata; Aves; Caprimulgiformes; Caprimulgidae
Product: galanin receptor type 1
Exons: 2
Biological process (GO): neuropeptide signaling pathway
Cellular component (GO): plasma membrane
Molecular function (GO): G protein-coupled peptide receptor activity
Source: RefSeq, a predicted model, not a curated record